GCCAGGACCGAGACCAGGAGCGGGACGGGUCCCACCGCAUCGGAGGGUCCCGCCGCUCCUCGCCAUGCUGCCGGCGCGCCUCCACCCAUGGCGGCUCCUGUCCGCUUCGCCGCUCCGCCUGCCCGCGCCGCGGGGAGCCGCCGCCGGGGAGCCCGCCCGGAUCCCGGGCACCACCCGCGCCGAGCAAGCUCACAGGGUGGUUGCAAGUUACAAGCCUUCGAAGUUUGACAAAAAAAUCCUCGUCUGGACUGGGCGUUUCAAGACAGAAGAAGAUAUUCCUCAGAGGAUCCCGCCAGAGAUGUUAGAUAAGGCAAGAAACAAAGCUCGAGUUAAAGCUUGUUACAUCAUGAUUGGACUCUCCAUCGUUGCCUGUUUUGCAGUGAUUGCCUCAGCUAAGAAGGCUGCUGCACGUCACGAGUCCUUAACAAGCUGGAACUUGGCAAAGAAGGCCAAGUGGCGGAAGGAGGCUGCGCUAGCAGCGGAGGCAAAGACCAAGUAACUUCACACACAAUGCUGAAUGUCCUUGUGGGAGCAAAAUUAAUGGUUGCUGAGAGUGAUAAGCGAAUAUCCCCAGUAACCAGACAGUUGUAGCAUUGUACAUCCAGGAGCCAAAAAAAGUACUUACAAGAUCACAAAAAGAACUGGAGGGUCUCUUAGAGACACUCAAUGUCCUUGUUGCAUAUAAUUAAUCUUAAAGUGUUUUGCAUAUGAUUGAAAUUUGCUUUUAAAGGAGAAGACGUAGUUUCUUAAGAAUGACAGGUAUGUUUGGUUAAAUAUUUGCAAAACAUAUUUAAACCCCAAAAACUUUGUCUAGUGAUAGUGCAGAGUUUUAAAAUGCACAAAUCAGCCACUUUGAAUUCAUUUGCCUCAGUGCGGUAUUCAAAAAGGCAGAUGCAUUUUCUAGUUUAAGCAGCCACACUUAUUCAACCACUAAAUAAAUACAACAAACAUCUGUAAAAUAGGUUUUAUUGGUUUCUGUAUGGUAUUUUGAGAUUUAACAUUCCAUAAUAUUGCAUACUAUUCAUGUGUUCUGUUACAGUAAUGGGCCUUUGGCCUGGAUUUAAAGAUGCACUAUUACUACCUGAAGUUCAUAUAGGCAAAUUUAGUUCCCACACAUUACAUGAACAUAUUGUGCCGUAACUAAAUGAAAUUUCUCAUUCCAGAUUUCAGUGAACUCCUGAGGUCACACAGUUAAACUUCAGGUAUCAACUGGCAGAUCUAUUACAAAAAUCCUCAGUUGUACAAUUUAGAAAAUUUAAACUGAGCAUUACCUGUAGAGGAUAGGCAAUAGUGCAUCUUUUCUAUUUUUAAAAAGACAGACCCAACAAUAAAUAUUUUCCAGUUGAAAAUGUGUUCUACAGCUAGCUUAUUUCUGUGUCAACAUUAUUACUAUUUUCUGAUUGCUGCUAGCAACAGUGUUUAAAGCAAAUACUAGGAAAUUAAAAAGCUGUAUGAACCAGUCCUCAGACAAAAGUGCAACAAUGAAAAAAUUAGGUAUGAUUCAGUGUGUCAAGAGUAGGGAACUAAAAAAUAUAAUCUCAUGCUCUGCCUAGUUGCAUAGAUUAGCUAGUUAAUAUUCACAUUUAAGCAGAACAAAUGGUACCCUUUUAAUUAAAGCCAAAACCCCAAACCCCUGUAUUUUUAAAGACUUUGCAACUGAUGGGGCACUUCAGAGUCCGUAUCUAGAGUCAAACUUAAA
Pezoporus occidentalis (night parrot) is the source of this 1699-nucleotide messenger RNA. It is a transcript of the gene FAM162B, whose product is annotated as family with sequence similarity 162 member B. Bases 65 to 499 code for a protein of 144 amino acids. The transcript has 4 exons. Lineage: Eukaryota; Metazoa; Chordata; Aves; Psittaciformes; Psittacidae. The record is from RefSeq and is a predicted model, not a curated record.